Fusarium mangiferae is the source of this 648-nucleotide messenger RNA. RefSeq lists its product as uncharacterized. NCBI's taxonomy places the organism in Eukaryota, Fungi, Ascomycota, Sordariomycetes, Hypocreales, Nectriaceae. The transcript has a single exon. The coding region runs from base 1 to 648 and encodes 215 amino acids. The record is from RefSeq and is a predicted model, not a curated record.
AUGGAGUUCCCACCCUUCCACAACUCGAUCCUCUGCCCUGCACUUGACAUGGUGCCAGAGAACGCACCACCUGAUCUGUUCGCCACGGAAUUAUCCUUCUUUGCUUCCCAUCCUUGGACGGCCUCUUUGAUCUGCGCGCCUGAUGCAAUCCCUUUUCUUCCUUCAUGUCGCGUUCCAAAGUCACAAGCGCAUGACCAACUUUUUGGGAACACGCUCAAUAAUUCCCGUGGCUUAAGGCAUCUUAUCAGUCACUUUCGUGCGCCAAGUUUUGAGGUCGCCAAGGAUCCUACACACAACAUCACUGAGAUCGCGGUGCUUGUAUCGGUGGGCGAAGGUGUAAGCGGGUAUCCCGGGAUGGUUCAUGGCGGAAUUGUCGCGGCGUUGUUAGAUGAGUCCAUGGGUACCAUCUUUGAUUUGAACGGGACUUUGGGUAAAGAGGCUAGGGCGUUCAAGACACAUAAUGUGACGGGUGGUAUAGAUGUCAAGUAUCUCAAGCCUGUGCCAACAGACAGCGUUGUCUGCAUCACAGCUGUUGCAGAAGAGAUUAAUGGGCGAAAGACAAAGGUCAGAGGCGAAAUGAAGGAUGAGAAAGGCGAAGUGCUGGCGACUUGCUCAAGCCAAUGGGUAGCACUGAAACCAAACUUGUGA